This is a messenger RNA of Athalia rosae (coleseed sawfly), 7455 nucleotides long. RefSeq names its product protein artichoke (gene atk). Gene Ontology annotation, molecular function: protein binding. The coding region runs from base 547 to 5289 and encodes 1580 amino acids. The record is from RefSeq and is a predicted model, not a curated record. The transcript has 10 exons. NCBI's taxonomy places the organism in Eukaryota, Metazoa, Arthropoda, Insecta, Hymenoptera, Athaliidae.
CUGCUUCUCUGCGAUUCAUUUCUGAAUCUCUUUUCGAAAUGAAAAACCCACCCGUGAUAUGGAAAUCAAAAAAUAAAAAACAAAAACAAUUAUACUUUGGAAUUGUUAACAUCGAUACGAAAAAUGUUAUCACGCUCAAUAACAUGAUUGUUGAACUGACGCUUUCAUUAUGAUAUGAUUUUUGUUGUUUUUCUAAAGGUUUUGGAGAAAGGGAAGAUUUCCUGGAAGCGUGUCUUCACGGUGGUUGCAUAUCCACUUCGCAAUUCUCCUCCUCCUCCGACACUUUGGUAGUCGUAUUUCGUUGCAUUUCUUACUAGUCUAACGUAAGAAGCAGGCAUCGGAACAUCUCUCGUGUUCGUAUGUUAAAAAACUUUAUUGUGACAUUGUGUUAUCGGUACCCCGCAGAUCCAUCGCACCCAAAAAUAAAAAAUCUAUCCAUCGGUACCCGCGCCUUGUUUACCAGUAUCUAAUAACGUUGGAUAAACCUCCCCUGGAGCACUCAAAUUCAUGGGCCACGACACGCUGAGGUGACCAUCUGAAAAAACGAUGGGAAAACCUCCGGACACGGCUACCCUUCUUGUAAUCUUAGCGUAUCUGUUGAACUUCGGUUUGACUGGCGCGACGGCACAAUUAGAUCGCGAAUAUGGUUGCCCGCCGCAAGAAAAAAUUUUACCCUGCAGAUGCUCCACGAGAGAUAUGGAGUUUCAGAUUUGGUGCAGUCACAGUGAGUUACCGAAAGUUCUCGAGGGCCUAGAGGCCGUGAGCCAUUACGUCGCUAGGCCUAUUGACGAGAUCAUUUUGGAAAAUAAUAACUUACCAAGCCUCCCAGGCAAAGUAUUUGCCAAUUUAAGGGUUCUCAGAUUAAUGCUGCGGAAUAACAGACUCGAAAGAGUUUCCUCCGGAUGGUUAGAGGGACUUCACGAUUCUCUGCUUGAGCUUUUCAUCGUUGAGCCGGACUUGAGAUCCCUGCCUGUCGAUAGCCUCGACAAUCUUCGUGGGUUGGAGGCUAUAACGUUGCAGAGUAAAACGAUGCAAAGGCUUCCGAAAUUUUCUGGACUGCCAAAGCUGAGGUAUUUGCAGAUAAACUCACCUUCUCUCGCGGAAUUGACGCCGAGACAUUUUCGAGAUUUGCCAAAUCUUGAGCACCUCCAUGUUUUUGGUAGUAAAAAAUUGACUAGGCUCGAAUCCGGAGUACUUCAGAACCUUCAAAGUUUGACUUUGGUGAAUAUAAGCGACUGUGGGAUAAACUGGAUUCAUCCCAGAGCGAUCAUCGGACUUCCUGAAUUGAAAGAACUAUCAUUAGUCGGGAAUUCUAUAGCCGAUGCCACGAUGGUAGGACGCACGAUGAUAGAUCUUCCGAAUUUGUCUAUCCUUCGUUUGGAUAGGAAUUAUAUUUCGCGACUCGGAGAAGCGUCGUUUGUAGAAUUACCAUCGCUCGCCGAGCUGUACCUCUCUCGCAAUAGGAUAUCCGAAAUAUUUUCCGGAGCUUUUCACAGGGUGCCUAUGUUGCGUAGUAUUGACCUGAAUCACAACGCUAUACACAGAAUACAUCCAGAAUUUUUUGUGCGCCAAACCGGAGGAGGAGGACUCGAAGAACUUUGGCUGAUAAACAAUGAUUUGAGUCACGUUGCGGAGUUACGUACAAUCCUGGAGACGCUUCCAAGGUUGAAAUUCUUAGACAUCAGCCAUAACCAGAUUGAGAACAUUCCGUUCGGAGCAAUCAGGGGACACCCUAGUCUCGAAAGAUUGCACCUCGAUCACAACAGAAUAAAUAUGGUACAGAUGGAGGCUUUCAUCGCCAUGCCGGCGCUGAGGGAGCUCAGAUUACGAAAUAAUUCACUUUCUAAUUUGCUGGAAGGACCGCUUUGGAACCUACCGGCGUUGAAGGGAUUAGAUUUGGCCGAGAAUUAUUUCCGGAGGGUAGAUCCGCUUUUGUUGGCGAAUUUACCGAAUCUACGACGCUUGGACAUGAGUGGGAACGCCAUCGGGCUUGUGGAUCCGGCUUCUUUUCUGGCCAAUCCGGCCCUGGAGUUUGUAAAUCUAUCGGGGAACGCUCUGUCGACCAUUCAUCCCCGGACAUUUGGGCAUCUGAUUAAUUUGUACGAAUUGGACAUGGGCUGGAACAGACUAUUCGAAGUGGUGCCUGGACUGCCUCGAAACAUCGAAUACCUCUACAUGCCGAUGAACCAGAUAAUGAACAUCCCGAUCGCUCCGAAUCCAGAUCUUGCGCUCCCGGCCUUGAGAUUAUUGGACCUCAGCGCAAACGGGAUCAAAAGAUUACCCCGAGGCUCCUUGAGCACUUUGCCAUUUUUGAAGAGGCUAAAACUCGGGUACAACGCUCUUCAACAUUUGGAAGACGGGGCGUUCGACGGACUUGCACGAUUGGAGCAAUUGGACUUGAGGGACAACAGGCUGGUUUCUCUGCACGGUGGGUGUCUAAGAGAUUUGAAAAUGCUGAUAGAUCUGAAUUUGAAGGGGAAUCGGCUGGAAUUAAUACGACCGGAUCUGUUUGAAAAUAACGCCAGACUACAGAAACUGGAUCUCAGUAGGAACAGAUUGGCGCAGAUACCUCAUGCGACAUUUACCAACACGCGAGAUCUUCGCGAGAUAUAUGCAUCGCACAAUUCUCUGACGGAGCUCCCAAGGUCGUUGCAUGGUUUAACAGCCCUCCAAGUCCUUGACUUGAGUUUCAACAAGCUGAACAUUCUUUCGCCAGAAACUCUUAGCAGCUUGACAUCACUGCUCGAGUUACGAUUGGUGAAAAAUAAAAUUCAAGAAUUGAGGGAAGGAGCUUUUCACAGAUUGCCUAGACUGUCGCUCAUAGAUCUGGAGAACAACGAUCUUCGCGUUGUCGAAAGAAAUGCCGUAAGGGCCUUACCGGAACUUCAAGCACUUCGUCUGGGGCGCAAUCGUCUUCAGGUGAUACCGAACGGUGCUUUUGUAGAACUUCCGCUCCUUCAGAGUGCGGAGCUCCAGGAGAAUAGGAUCGAAGAGAUUUCAAACAACGCUUUCAUCAACGUUCCACAGUUGUUGUUCCUCAAUUUGAGUUACAAUUUACUACCUGAUCUCGAAAAUGCCGGUCUAGAAAGCCUGAAUUCUUUAGAAGUGUUGGACGUCAGUCACAACCGGGUGGCACGUGUAUCCAGCAAAAGCUUAGCAGCCAUGGAAUGGUUGGUUGAACUGAAGAUGGAUAACAAUCGAAUUUGCGCAAUCCAAGGCUCACCUUUUGACGACAUGCCACGUCUCCGAGUGCUCAGUCUUCGUCACAACAAAAUGGCUUCCGUUGCUGAAAAUGCUUUCAAGAGAUUGAGAUCCAACAUCGCAGUUCUCGAUAUAGAUGGUAAUCCGCUCUCUUGUGCCUGCGGAAUGUUGUGGCUGAGAGGAUGGCUGCAGCAGGCGUCAUCUGAAGGGCCUCGGUGCGCGGACGGCUCGCUUUUCAGGGAUAUCAAAUUAUCCCGUCAGGAUUGCCAAAGAGAAAGGCGCACCGAACCCUCCGUUCCCGGUUGCGAGGUCGAGGUGAUCGAUGGUUCCUCCCUGUUCGGGACAUCGCAGGUAAAUUCUCCCUGGAUGAAUCUCCAGGGGACCACACCGCUUCCACCUCUUCCAAACGAAUCUGAAUAUUUUUACGACGAGUACGUGGACUACCCCUACGAAAACACCAGCAGCAUAAUGCCGCAGGAUUCUCCCAUACCUCUUACGACCGCUGUCGCUUCUACCGAGGCAUUCUCCAAUCAAGCAAGUUCGGAAUCACCUUCACCAGUGACCGGUGGAACUCCAACGAUUUAUGCGGCGACUGGUUCCGGCGAAGCGAUGAGGAAAAAUAAAACUAUGCCAACCAAAGACGUUCCUCCGUCACCCAGCAGCUCAGGGUUCACUUUCUUCGGUGUACCUCUACCGAGCCUGAACUUUAAUUUGUGGGGAAAUUCCGGUAGGAAGGCAGACAGGAAAAGCGACGGUUCCGGGCGACCGGGAAGGGGUCGGGUUCAACUGUUUCCACCUACGGAACCGGAAAUUCAUAGAGGUGGCUUCGUCCCGCUACCUCGAGUACAGGGCGGGUUCGUUCCGAUCGUCGACCCGCAGCUGAGGUAUCAGGCAGAAAUGAAUAGGACCGUAUCCCUAGCGAGAAAAAAUGUGACCGUCCAACAGAUCGCUAAGAAAAGCGACCUACAAUCUCUCCAGAGACAGACCUUGAAUUACACGUUGUCCUUGAACGGGAGUCGAAGACAGGAUAAUAAUAAAACGGAGAAAUCAUUUAGUCGGACUAGAAGUCAAGCGAAACCAACGAAUCCCAAAGUUACUCCUAGCAUCAAAGUACAAUCGAACCCAAACACAAGAUCACCUCCAAAGCGGACGGAAGACUUGAACGAAUUCCCGAUGAACUCUUCGAAGCAGAACAACGCUACUUUUUCGGGUCCCGUCACGAAAAAAUUAGAAGUCGAUCAGACGUCCGUUUCGUCGGAAAUCCACGAGGAAGAAAGUCUCGAUGAGAUGCCGACGAAUAGCGGAACCCAGGGGGAAGUAGCUAGCAAAAUAGUCUGGACAACUCCGCGUUCAGCAGUAAUUGACGCAACAAAACUUUCCAUGCAAGAAACGAAAGAAACAACGGUAAAGCCAGUUCCUAUAACUGAUAGAACUAACAGCAGUUUCUGGGACUUUGGCGAUUUGACGAAACGUAAAGGCCUCGUACGCCCUGAUUUCACAACAACGACUACGACGACGACAACAACAACAACCGUCGAGCCUGACAAUCGUGACACGGUUGAUCAUACGACGACUACCACGGAACACCCAUCAGCUGCGAGCACAGAGAUUCAGCAGACGGAUAUGACUAAUAUUUCAAAUUUUCGAAGCAAAGAGGCGUCUUCUUUGUCGGCGCUGUUAGUCCCUGGCGGGCAAAUACCUUCUUAUCGACCACUGGGACGAUCAACGAUAACUAAGGUCUCCUCGCCGAGCCUCAAUCCGGUUGCAGAGCAGUACCAGAACGAUAAAAUAACAACCAACCUUGAAUCGCUCUUGCCAGAGUUCUUACAGAAGGGUUACGAAAGGAGAACGGCCGAGGACAAGGCACAAAAAAUUCAGGCAGAUGACAAACUGUUAGAACAUGCUAAAACCAUCGAUGAAACCGCGAAAAUUAUCGAGGACAAUCCUUUUAACUGGUACUUUCAACACUACAAUGAUACGAAUUUGAUGGAACCGUACGUAGGAUCGGUUUACAGCACUGCUAGUCGAAAAAAUAUCUUAGCUAUUUCACCCUUUCUUUACAUGGUGUUUUGUAGUACGAUGCAAUGAAAUUAUUAGGCUCACCUUCAUAAGUCUCGUCGUAUCGAGACUCGCGCGACCUUUGGUACGUACCGAUGCAGUUAUAGUCAUAGCAGCUUACGAUUGACCAACACACAAAUGCUGAUAUACAUAAGGAAUAAAAAGAACGAAGGUGAUUUGAAAAAAGAAAUUGAAAGCUCGUCAUUAUAUCUAUGCGUCAAAACGAUCCCUAGGACUGACCUGAGUAAUGAAUUAUCGUAAAAUAUGUGUGUGUAUGUCGAUUUGAAGUGAAAUAAACGCAUUUUUACAACAAUUGCAUAGAAUAACGUCGUUGUUACCCGUAGGAAAGCAUCGAUUUGUUUGAGUGAAAUCAGAUGCGGAUGUUCUUUUCGUCGGCUGAAAAUAAUUCGGUGAGAUAAUUGUUGAAAUCACUUUCAAGCAGAGUACCUACGUACUAGAUGCAGUACAGAAAUAUCACAGCUGGUUCAACGAUCUUACAUAAAUAAAUAUAAGCUGCCAUCGCGUUAUGUCUGUGGAAUUGACGAUUGAUAUAUUUAUUAAAUAACGACAAACGUGUGGAUAAUUAAAAAUGAUACACGUUGCGAACCACACGAUGAAAUCCAGUGAGUAAAACUCGAUAAUUGUUCGACAUAACUUCAGCUCAAAGGUGUACUCGAAUUUCGUGUAAUCUUACACCCACCCUAUCAGUUUCGUACAGUUAUACAACCUUGCAGUUGCCAUAAAUAAAGGUACUGUUGCCAUGAAUAACUAUAAUCGCAAUAACGAGAAUUCGGAUUUCACUUCACAUUCUUCGGAUAUCUAAAGUUUUCCAACUUUGUACGAGUCUCUGGAAAUUGAUCAUUGAAUGGCCCGAUGACGUUAGGGUUAUAUGAAUUUCCUUGAUUCGAAUUUCAAAAAAUUUCGAACGCGUACGCCGUUGGUUGCAGCGGGAACGAAUAAAACGCACGAAGCGGCGAGGGCGCCAAACAACCCAGCCAACUACGGAGGUCAGAGCUCUGCUACAAAGAUAUUAAACCCGACGCUGCUAGAUGUACAGUCAACUCGUUUCCUCGACUCUCUGUCACGUAGGCAUUUCGCGGGUCGCUAAAAAACGACAAACUAAACCACUGCCGCAAUGCUAUGGAUUACUUCAUAACAAUUUAUUAACCUCGAUCCGCUCCCUGCGAACGAACGCUGACCACUUUUCUCUGGACACAAAGAUGAUCGGAUAUCACCUGAUUUUUGUUAGACAAUAUCAGAAUCGAUUGUCAGGAAUGUUGAAUUUUUUCCGGCACAUAGAAAGGCAUUUGGGUUGAAUGCAAGUGCCAAAUGUUAUCACUCCGUCGUUCAUUCAAUUAUUAUCGUCAUCGUUAUUUCAUUACUUUUCAUACCGCACGCAGAUGUCUAUUUAUUUACCGAUUACUAAAUUGUUAAUAAAAUAGACAUUAUUAUUUAUUGCCGCUUAGCGUAUUUAUUUCUCUACUUCUUUCUCUGUUUCUCAACAAAUGAUGAUAUUAUCUAUUAUCCACCACGCGCCGUCAAUUCAAUUUCAUGAUCUGGUAUCUAAUUCAGAUUAUUUAUUGUGAACGGUGCUGAUAAUUUUCUACGAACAAUCUAAUAGCUGCAUGCGGCAGGAUGUCCCGCAAUUUUCUCCAUAGGGUACAUUGACGUUGAAUAAAAUCAUAAUUAUAGGAACAUACACGCGCUCACAAUCGGAACAAUUUUUUUUUUUUUCAAGCAAACAAAACAUUACCGAUGUUCCGAAAAUUGGAAAAAUUUGAUGCCGGGGAACGAAAUAAUUUCUUUUGUGAAAACAGAACUAAAAUCGAUUUGAUGAAACAAUUUUUCAACUAUGAGGUACUAGUUCGUUCCAUGGAAAACACUUUUACUUGGUUCUUCACCCGCGCUAGGGAAUCCAGUAGCCAUUAAGCACCGUUUACUAGAAUUUCGCAUCAGUGGCGGAAACAGGCUUUCCAAUUUAUUCGCGUCACUUGGAUGUCUUACGGAUUUUAUCGGAAAUUCGGUGAUUCACCGUGAACUGCAGAUAUACGUUGAAUGACUUGAUUUACUUCUUGUCAAUUUUUCUAUUCUCAUUUUCGAACAAUAUCAAUCAACAGGAAUAUUACGCGAUGAAAAAACUCCGUCCGAAUCAUAAAAUUCCUGCUCUAACGCUGGGAAGCAGCUGCAGGGUAAGAC